CAUUCAUCCUGGCGAUUUGGGUUUAGGGCUUCCUUUAUUUUCGUGGCGCCGCGACCGAUCCCGCUCGAUCGCCAUGGCGAAGCGCUUCUCUUCCGGAUUGCAAGCAAUGAAGUUCAUGCAACGCGGCCGCGAUGCCGCCAAGAAGGGAGAGGAGGACAAAGGGGAUGACGAUCACUGGGUAUCAUCCACAGCGCCGUCCAGCCGCAGAUGGUACAAACAAAAGCUUCCAUGCAUUUCUUCUUCUCAUUCCCAUGAAUACUUCCAACACAGAGGUAUUCAUCGAGGAGGUUCCUCCAUCCCAAUUCUAACCUCUCUUCGUUGUUCUUCCAUCUCUUCCAGCGUCGUGAUCAUGGAAGGGGAUCCAAAGCCCGCUGCUUCGCUCGGGCGCAUGUCUUUCCAGAACUACAACCCAAGCAUCGAUAAAAUCCAUGAAGAUAUCCAGGCGAGAAGGUUUCCAAAGGCCGCAAGUUCUAGUGACGAGCAACAAGCUGACAAAGAAACCAAGGACAGUGACGAGAGAACCAAAGCCGAGAGCUCAACCAGCGCUGGAAACACGAAAGAAGAGAACCAACAGCAGCCUGCAAGCAAGAAACGCAAAGCCGAGAACCACCACAAACCUCCAGAGAAACCCACUCCAAAAAAUCCAAUCAACAGGCAAACUCCAGUGUCCCAGAACAGAUUCGACGCCAUACGAGCUCAAGGAUUCAGGAAACCUCCAAAGUUCUAAUUGGUAACAUAAGAGUACCUCUCACGCUCACGAGCUUUGACGA
This is a messenger RNA of Selaginella moellendorffii, 770 nucleotides long. RefSeq names its product M-phase phosphoprotein 6-like. NCBI's taxonomy places the organism in Eukaryota, Viridiplantae, Streptophyta, Lycopodiopsida, Selaginellales, Selaginellaceae. The transcript has 4 exons. The coding region runs from base 74 to 727 and encodes 217 amino acids. Gene Ontology annotation, biological process: maturation of 5.8S rRNA. The record is from RefSeq and is a predicted model, not a curated record.